Molecule: messenger RNA, 14442 nt
Organism: Sabethes cyaneus
Lineage: Eukaryota; Metazoa; Arthropoda; Insecta; Diptera; Culicidae
Product: serine-rich adhesin for platelets-like
Exons: 13
Coding region: 143-5101 (1652 amino acids)
Biological process (GO): protein dephosphorylation; negative regulation of protein kinase activity
Molecular function (GO): protein serine/threonine phosphatase activity; cation binding
Source: RefSeq, a predicted model, not a curated record
AAAGUAUUGAUUAUUCAUAGCGAAAUUUCGUGUUUUUUUAGUUAACCGGUGAACUGUUCUUAACCGUUAAUUAACAAUACAUUGAAUUACAUUAAAAACUCAUUUUUUGCAUUUAACUCAACAUAGGAAAGAGAGACUCGCAAUGAAUCACUCGCACCGUGAAGAAGAAUAUCAGGAUUUUUUGGGUUGUUUCAAAGCCCAAGUUGAUCCAAACGAUCCUUUGCCCCUCUUUGUCCCCAUAUACAAUUUUACGGAGCAUGAAAUUUCUGGAGAAAUUAUUCAUUGGAUUCAGCAGUACCUAAUGCAGAUGAAUUGUCCGCAACAUUUGUUGGUUCCCCUUGUCAAUGAAGUACUGCUAGAAACAAAAAAGUCUUGUAAAAAACUUCCCAAGUUAUACGGAUUUGAUGGAUGUGUUUUUAACCCAUUGAAAUUAAGCACAAUGGUAAUAAGUCAUGCUAACGCUAUUUGCGAAAGUUUGUCAGAUAAUGCUAAAUUGAAUGAAUUUCUAUCAAAAAGUUCAGCAAGCGUGCUAGACCGAACACCUCUGUAUUACGUAAAAGCAAUUAAAAAUACUCGGCGAAAAAUGGAAGACAAAUAUAAGUGUAUUAGUGAUUUUAACGGAAUGUUUAAAAGCUUUGACCCGCAACCAACUAGUUAUUAUGGAGUAUUUGAUGGUCAUGGUGGUCACGACGCAGCCAUUUAUACAGCAGCUCAUCUCUGUUAUAACAUUGCCAACAGCCCUAAGUAUCCCUCCGAUAUCCCGGAGGCAAUGAAGGAAGCUUUUAUGAAAACUGACGAUGCUUUCAUCGACAAAUCUGAGAAACAUGGAUUGUCAAGUGGCACAACUGCAAUUGUGUGUAUUUAUCGAGCAAUUGAGAAGCGUUUGUUUGUGGGAUGGGUGGGUGACUCACAGGCUCUAUUGGUAUGUGAAGGAAAAGUGUGCCAGAUAGUUCAUAUUCCAUCUGUAGAGAGCGAGUGCACCAGAAUUGAACAAAAUGGAGGUGUUGUAAUCAAUUGGAAUGGUUCUUACCGUGUCAAUGGUGUGCUGGCUGUUUCUCGAGCGAUUGGUGAUGCACCAUACAAGCCAUAUGUAUCGAGUGAUCCUGAUACAUCAUGUAUUGAUUUGAACGGCAAAGAGGAUUUCUUAAUUAUUGCCAGUGACGGUUUGUGGGAAUCGCUAACUGAAGAUAGUAUAGCAUUGUUAGUUUAUAGAAACAUUGCUGAUAAUCAAGGUUGUGCCGAUUUUGUUGCAGAUGAAUUAAUAGAACGAGCAAAAAAAGGAACGACGGAUAAUAUUACUGUUGUAAUAGUAUUUUUCAAAGACCCGAAGUUAAUAGCGAAGGCAACCUGGCUAAGUGAAAUGGAAGCUGCGUGUGAUAAAAAUAGUACUAAUAGCGUCUUUGAAAAUGAGGCAAAGUUAUCAUCAAUAGCGAUAACUCAUGAAUCCCAUGAUGAGCAACAAGUCAGCCCCAUCAAAAGUGAACUAGACCACCAGUUCCAUGGCGAUUUGGGGCCUGAAACGGAUGUAGAUGGACAAGAUGAUUUCAAUUCAACUGACACGUCGAACAAUUUUCAACCUAAGAAUGUUUGUGACAUCAAUUUGUCUAAUUCAGUGAAAGCAGUUUCAUUAGAACACAAAAUAAUACAGCAUCUUUCUGAACAGAAUAAAGAUUUUUUGGCUAGCAGUCAUCCUUUCAACAAUGAUACAUUCGAUGAAUAUCACGACAAGAUACAUCAGGAAAGCAAUGAUAACGAGAGUGACCAUAUCGGUGAACAAGCAGUUGAUAACAAAAUCAUUGAUGCUCUUGAAUCACUAGAAAUGGCCAAAGAAGAAAAAGAAAAGGAUCAAAUUGAAAAUGUCACUCAUGAUCUGGUUGAUACUUUUACUAUACCAGAAAAGAUGGAUUAUUUCCACGAAAAACAGUGCACUACAUUGGAUUCAGAAACUGUAGAAGAACAACAAAACCAUCAACCCCUAAACAUCUUUGAAAUCAGUGCCAAUCGAGAGAUACAUAGCAAUACUGAUUACACACAAUUUUCAUCCGUUGCCGGUGAAACAUGUAUAGCUGAAGAGUCUGACGACGAAGAAGAAGAGGAAGAAGAGGAAUGGAAUUACAUCGAAGGCGAUAAAAAACCUAUGGAACAUUCGGAAGAUUCUGCAAAAGAGAAAACGGACGAUACGAAUCAAAACUGUGCACAAUUAAUAAAUGAAGAAGCGUCAGCAGAAGAAAUCAUUGAACAAUCCACGCCAGAAGCAGAUUCUACAGUCGACAUAUUAACUUCUAUGAACGAAGAAAUUCUCUUGUCUGUGGAAAAACAAAGCGAAACAAAAUAUAGCGAAAACCAGGAAACUUUGGAAAGCUCACAGGAUUUACUAACGCAGGAUUCCGGUGAGCUAAUUGAUAUUGGACCAGUGAUAGAUCCAGAACUAGUAAAAAAAUUCGAUCACGAGAAACAAGAUUGUAGAGACGAACACCGCAAUUCACCUCCAAACUGUGUAGCAGAACCAUCAUUAGUUAGUUUUGAAGAAACGGAGGUAUAUGCAACAGAACAAGAGCCUCAUACAUUAGUGACCGAAUUAGAACCAACAGACAACAAUAAAAUCAAACGACCCGACAAUCUAGCAAUGGAAAUGGCUUCGAAAUUAAAUCCAGAAGCAAAAGAAUUUGUCCCAGUUUGUUCGCCAUCUCGAUCAGAUCCCGCUAGUCCCAUUAGUAACGUACCACCUGUACUACAAAACCCAUAUUUGAUGCUUUCAAAUGAUGAAGUCAUUGCACAGAGCCCUAAAAAAGAUAUUAACGUCAUGGAUAACAUUGAUGUUCCCGCAGAGGACGAUUUCCAACAAGAGAUGAACAAUCGACCUCAUGAAUUUGAAAACACAACUGAAUACACUAAUGGUAAUGAUGAAGCGUUUCGCUCGCACUCACCUGCUAGCGAUCCUUCUUAUCAAGAAAUAAAUCUCAAAGAGGCAAUGCAAUGUGACGAAAAGCUUGACGGUGAAUAUAGCGAUGAAAAGCAAGUAUUGACCGAAGAAAUUGUUUCAGAGAUACCAAUCGAAAGAAAUCUUUUUACUUCGUUCUCGAAAGAAUCUGAUGCAAUGAAUACAUCCUUUUAUGAAGGACGAGAUAAACCGAUGCUUACGAGUUCAGACGAAUUAAACAAGGUACAUUUACUACCAGAUGAUGAUCCCUUAGAUCAGUGUAAUGUGGAUGAAACAAAAAUCUGUUUGUUGGAAAAUGAAGUAAACAUGAAAGCACAAAACUUUUCGAGCAACGAAAAUAAGGCGAAUGAAAGUGAAAAAGUAGAUGCUCCAACUAUUCUUGCAGUUGCUUCACAGGUCGUUAGUGAUGUCACAGCUCUGGUCGAUCAAAUGCAAAUUGAUACACUGACUAAUAGGCUUGAUUCUGAUUUACAAACAAUUACGUUACUGGAUUCUUCAAAUGAAGUGCAGCCAACUGAUAACUCAGGCAAUCUUUCAAUAGAAAUCAGAGAAGACGAUGACGGCGAUACAUUAGUAAAUAUUGAUAAUCAGCGCGACGCAAAGCAGCUUGAACAUAUUUCAGAAACCAUUGUUGAUAUUGAAACUGUUCUUCCAACACCUGUUGAAAUCGAUUUGAUUUCACCAACAUCUAAAUCUGAAGAAUUUGUUAUACUAGAGGUGGAAUCGAAUAAACAAAUUGAUACUAAACAGGAGACUAUCGAUACAAGCUUACCGCUAGUAAGGACGCCUGUAUUACCGGAAGUCGAACAACUUGCAGUGCAAGAUUAUGCUUCUAGUAAUAUCUUAGAAAAUCCAGUUGUGGAAGAUAUUAUCGAAUCGGAAACCUGUAAAACAUCUUUUACCGAAAAAGUAGAUCUGAAAAACACAGUCCUUGGUACCGCAAUAGCAGAUGAAGUAACCAAUUCUUUAUCUGUUGGUGAUUUACCUGUGUCCGAGAUAAACACAGAUCCUAAUCAAUUGAAAUUAGCUGUUAAUGGAAAUUCCAACGAAACAACCGUUCCUGUGAAAACAGCAAAAUCGGUAUCUACAACAAAAACUAUGGUUGCGAAACCUAGUACAAAGGUUCCACCACCGCACAACGCUGAUAAAAAAGGAACAACAGUUUCUAGCAAGCCCAAUGCGGAACCAAACAAGUUAGUAUCUACAGCGAAAAAAACAGUUAGAAAAACAACUGUUGCCACUGCACAGACUACCACUACUAGUGGCACCAAACAACCUCAUACUGCGUAUAAAUCAUCGACUGCUGCAGUGACACGCUCUAAUAUUACAAAUAAACCAGUUACUGAGAAGAAGACAUCCGGUGUCAUGAAAAAGCCUGCUACAGCUACAGUUGCCAAUAAUGACGAUCCAAAAUCGACGGUCUCAACUAAGAAAGUCCCAGCUACUACUCUGAAGUCAGUGUCAACGAAAAGCACAUCAACAAGUGGUAUCAUCAAUACUAGGCCGUCGAGCACCGCUACUAAAACUGUUGCCCCAACAAAAUCGGUGGCAUCUACUACAGUAAGGCCAACCUCUUCGCCAUCUGGCAAAACAAGUACAGUCUCCACAUCAUCAGCAGGUAAACCACGGACUAUUCCGAAUAAAACAACAGGGAAAGUGACAUCUACGUCUACAACAACCACAGCGACAGCAAAUAAAAGCAGCAGUAGUAUUCAGGCUACUGCUUCAAAGCACACUGUUACUUCCAAAAUUAGUAGCAUUACAUCGAGAACAAAUCCUGCCACGAACCGAGCACCAGUUGCAACGAGCCGACUAUCAACUACAACGAAUCGAGCGUCAACUACAACGAACCGACCAUUAUCUACCAUAAAAACAAGUGACGCUACUGUUGGAAGUCAGCGUAAGUCAAGCACUACGCCAAGCAAAAAACCGAUUUCGUCACCAGCGUUAAAAACUACCAGCUCCAAAUGUUCAAAUUCUAACAAAACCAUGCAUGUAUCAAAGAUUACUUCUGAAAACUGCUUGGAAACAAAUCCUCCAGAAAAUGACACCAAAAAUCAGCUAGAUUUUGAUAAACAACUGAAGAAUGAUUGUAAUCAGCUUAUUACCAAGAACGGAAUUGAUUCCCAAAUGAUUGUUAUCGAUUCCGCAGCCGACUAAAUUUUUGUUCCUUUCUAAAUUUAAGUAUCAGUUUUAUUUCGCCCUGUGACUAUAUAUUUGCAUGUAAAAGCAAUUUAUUAUUUAUGAAACAUUAAAAACAUACGAAAUCCUAACUUUGCUGCGUGUAAACGAUGACGUUCUAGCACAUGGUUCCGAUAUAUAACAUUGAUUUGAAGUAACAAUUUUUAUAAAGAAAAAAAUAAUCAAAUUUUUUCCAAUGUAAAAUGCAGACCGUCUUUGAAAUAAGUUUCGUCGAGUAUCUUGUUCAUUUCAUAUUAGCAGUGUAUUAAAUGUUAAUCCCAAUUCAAACCGAAACAAUUAGGUAUCAUACAUUUGAAUUAAGUACAUUUGAAAUAGGUAGCAGUUACGAGCAGGCAGGGCUUGUUCGUUCACUUUGGCUCAAUUUUGAUUCAUUUGACAGUACCGUCUCAGUGGAGCAAAAUUUGACAAAGUUGUAUAUGGAACAUUUGAAGAACUAGUUAUCAUCUUCAAUUUGCUGAAUUAAGUUUUGCUGUAUUAGUUGUAGUUACGAUGCUACAAUGCUAGUACGUCAUUAGUAACUAAAUGAGCAUUCAUUUAGUUACUAAUAAUAUACUAGUAUUGUAGCACCGUAAAUACAAAAGAUGCAGUAAAACUUUAUUCAGCAAAAUUGUAGUUAAUAACUGGUUCUACAAAUGUCCCAUAUAUAACUUUGUCAAAUUUUGCUCGACUGAAACGGUACUGUGAAACGAAUCAACAUUGAGUCAAAGUGAACGAACACGCCCUGCGAGCAGGUAAUUUCUGAAAUUAUUAUAGCAGUUAUGCAGCGUAAAACCGAAGAUGUUUGGUCUAAUUUACAAUAACACAGACUUUCUGUAAAUUAUUCCAAAUUUCUCCAAUAAGGGUUCACUGUAAGCGGAGCUAUGUUAUUCAAGUGGCUGGUUUCAAUUUUCCCCUCAAUGUUUAUUGUAUCUAGUUAUCUAGGCAUAAACAUAUUCAUUGGCCUUAAGCAAGUAGCCGAUCCGCAUUUUAUCUAGUCACUCACCUUUGAUUAAUUUUUUAAAACACAAUACGAAAAUGAUUUUUUUAGGAAAUAACGUAAAAUUUAAAACAAAAUCAAUUUAAUUUAAAAAAAAUCAAUUUUCAGUUCAAUCUAUAUCCCCUUAACUAUCAUGUACCAAAUUUAUUAUUCUUUUGAGUUGACGCAAAUCAGUUAAGAUAUUUAUUUUGGUCUGAAGUGCAAUUGGGUGUACUUAAACUGCUGAUAAAAUUUUUUUAUAAAAUAUAUUUUAUAAAUUUUUUAUAAAAAAACAAAAAUUCCUAAAAAUGAACAUAGAUUUGUUAUGCAAUGAGGAACAACAUUGUAACGUAACAAAAUGCAACACUUUGGACUCAACUAUAAGAUCCGGUUCGAAUUUGAAUGUGAAAUUUGAUUAUCACAUGAAUUUCCCACUUUAGCCGUUGCAGAAGGGUCAAAAGGGGAUGGGCGGAACCACAAGCAGAACCAAUUGUGCGCAUUUCGGGCUUAUAAGAAUCUCCUUUCACCAAUAGGAUCCUUCCAUGUAAUAAUCAUUUUUGCUGCACCGACUUUAACCCACGUGAUGGUUUGUUUGUUCAAAAAGCGCAACACAAAUAUUGUUUCAGACCUUCAGGAGUUUCCUAGUGAUUCCGGUUGACUACUCACUCCAUCCUCCAGUCUUCCACUCAUAUGAUACCCUUGUAUUUCGACUUUCCCUUCAAUUUAUCAUAUAAUGCAUAUAAUGAAUAUAUGCUAUAUACUGAAAUGAAAUAAAUAUGGAUAGCAAUAGAACAAUCUCAUCAGCAGUCUUUCGGAUCAAAUAUGGCUGCAUCAUUUGAAUUUCCAUCAGUACGCCCAUGUACAUACAUUAUUAAAAAAAUACAGCUAAUGUUUCCACUAUAUACAGUAGGUGUUUGAUGAGCUGGAACGAAACAAAUACCUAAUUAAAAUAAUAUGCUUACCCACCAACAAGGUCGAGUGGAUCAGCCGUCUGAUCAAAACCACAGUUGUGAGAUUAAACAGCCGGAAACCACGCAACAUCGCUCCUCCUAGCGCAGCUACUCAAUCUUAAGAAUAGAGCAUUACCGGGUAUAGCCGCGUGGAGGCGCUAGGUGGGAACUUGAGAUGAUGUUGGACGCUUCUUCAUUGCCUUCCCCAUGUCAUACCCAUGGGGUAAAUGAGUAAAUGAUUAGUAAAACUUUUUUUUAUGUAAAAUUAAUUGUCUGCGGGCUCGUCCAAAGAAAUCUUAAAGUUAGCACACCGAGUGUUUACGCUUUUGGCGCAGAAUAGAGGUAGAAGUUUUAACAAUCGGAUGGACAAAAAGUGGUAAAACAUUCCCUUUUGAUUUUGUCUCUUUUGCAAAGUUUACGCAUGGUAAGUAAUCACAGCAAUAUAAUCAGAACGCUGGAAAAAAGUAGACAUCACUUGCGUUGACGGUUACCAUACCAUACGCUGCUACCACCUUUAAUAGUUUAUUAUUAGGGUGAAUCAGAAUAGGAAUGUUAAAAAGUGCAGAACAUCGAAACAUUUGGCAAUUUUUCAGCUGCGUUUGUAUAUGGGCAUUUGUAUGAGUGCGUAAAAGAGAAAGAUGACAGAAUAUUUUAAUAAUGGAUAAUUGAAUGUAGAUGGUUUGGAGUAACAACUUGCGUUUAGCGUUAGUGUAUAUGGACGAUUUGAUGUACAUUAGCGCCAGAAGCAAGCUGCUGUCACUCCAAAACUAGCUAUCCUCAAUGAUCUAUUGUAUUUAUUUAUUUACUUAUUCGUCAGCUCAAGUAGACUACAUACAAUAGUAAUGAUGUUUGAACUCUGAACAUAGUGAGGCCAAUUCCUUCGUAAUUUUGGUUAUAAAAACGCAUUAUGUUAUUUACUGGUCCAUUUUUCGCGUAGUAGGUUCUAUGUGAAUUUUUCAUAAAUAUUUUUCGAGUUCUAAGGUUAUAUGCGCAUAAAAGUUCAGUUGCGAAAGCAGUUCUGCUGACUAGAUUCGUUCAGGAAUAAUGUCAUUGAUAAAGUAAAGUAUCGCCUGUUUGCGGCGUUCUUUAAGUGUUUAUAUAUGGAUGAGCAUGCAACGUGCUUCAUAAGAUGGUAAUGGAAAUACUGUCCAGUUUAAUUUUCGAAGCGGGUAUAGUCGAAAUUGUUUCUGGACAGAUCCAACGCGUUCUUCGUAUAACGCGGUAUGUGAUCUGAUAUAUGUAAUGUAUAAAUGUUUUAUUGUGUACGGAUCUUUGAAAUUUUGACUGAAGUAUUCUAUUUACUUUGUUUAUAAUAAUAGUAUUAUAAUGUUCUGUAAAUUGGCAUGAACAUUUUUUAUUUCCAUAAAUAGUUUCAUGUCAUCUGCAUAUACAAGUACUUUGGAGUGCUUAAGUGAGAAGGAAAUGUCAUUUACGAGACCCAAAGUGAGAACCCUGGGGAAACCCAGGAGUCAGGAGUUUGGAGUUCAGGAGUUUGGGUUUUAUUCCGAUUUUUGCUAACUUGAACAGUAGUAAUGGAACGUCUAUUUAAUCAAAUGUCUUACUAAAGUGCUAGUAGCUAGCUACUACGUGGUUGCCAUUGUCCAUUGCAUUUAAAGGGAAAGAUAUAAAUUCCAGAAAAUUUGAGAUAGUAGAGCGACCUUUAAAAAGGCCGUGUUGCUGACUUGUAAUUCUGUGUUUUACUUGCUGAAUUAUUCUUUCAUUUUACAAUUGAUUUAAUUAGGUAAGGAAUGCAGGAGAUAAUGGUUAUUUCACGGUAGUUGCGGAUGUCCAAUUUUAUUCCCGAUUUGAAGAUAUGGACUAAAUACGAAGAUUUCCAAAUUUCCGGGAAUUUUCCAUUUUUGUAAUGUUGUAGUGCAUUGUAAUGUUGUAGUGAAUUCUUCGACCAGGUUUUUGAGAAAUAUUGGUGCUAUUCCGUCAGGUGAUGGGACUUUUUGACGCAUUCAUUCGAGUGCAUUAUAUCUCAGAUUAUUAAAGAAUUUAUCUAGUUGCUUCAAUAAUCUAAGAUUAUAUUGAAUGACUUCGCAAAACACAGUACAAGUCUGAGGCAGCACACGAAAGAGAUAAAAAUACGAAACAAAAUUUUCGAUGAUAAUGACAUUGAUUAGAUCGUUUUGAAUACUCAAUUGUAAUUGAAUACCCCACGAAGCGUUUGCUAUGUUGCUUAUAUGUGACCUAUAUACUGGUGCUACUCGCGUAACAGUUCCAUCUCCAUAGAAACUGGGGCUGUUAUUUGUUUAUAGCAUAGCAAGCACUACGUGAAUACCCCUGAUAUAUCAUAUCAGAUACGUGUUAUUUAGACAACGUUGUAUUUUGUAGAGUUAUUCAACAAAUAUUUCAAAUUUUCCAAUUGUCAUCUUUUCCUUUGCACUAACGCAGUUUGAUGCUAUUACUGCUAACACUUAAACUUCAACUAAGACUUAUAUUCUUUGCUUCUGGGAUUUAUAUCUAAAAAGCUCUAUUUUCAUUUGCGUACGCUUGAAUGCAUUUGAUAAUAUGGUGUCCUCAGUGUUGGUUUCCUUUGAUUACAGCACUGUUCCCAAACUGCAAAUUGUAUCGAAAGUUAUUCCGAAGACAAAUAGUUCAUCUGUGAUACGGCUGUUCGUGAGUUUCCGGAUCUAUACCAAAAGAACCAACUAUCUUCCAACGAUCCGUUUCGCUUGCAUUACUAUCAGAUUGCUAUUCGCCUACUAUUUCAGUUUACUAUUCGAAAAAUCUGUAAAUAAAAAGGUCCGGGAAAUGCAUUGAAUAGACAUCAGAAUCAGCCUACGACCCCCGGCACGUCGCCGUAAUCUAUGAGUGAAAUCUAAGCGUUCUAAAUCUGAACCUCGAGGAGGUAGUUGCCUACCAUCGCAAUGAAAAACUACUGGCCAAAUCCUAUUACAUGUGAUUGUUUCUCGUGUGCUAAAAUUGAUACGUAUCGAUAAUUUCAGAUUUCAGUAAAUUGCAAAAAAAUAUUGAUUGAACUCUGUCAUGUAAAAUCAAUCAGGAAUUUUGAAAAAGGAUCUAAAGUUAAUGAUAGAUGUCACACAUUUAUACCUGUUUAAUUUAAAAGAACGAAGCAAAUUAUUGCUUAUGGUAGUUAGUAUUUCAAACAUAUUUUAUAAACAUGAUACCAGCAAAUGUAAAUCAUGCACUGAUAUGUUAGAAUCAUGAAUUCACGCUCAUGGAAGUAAACAAACAGAGUUUUCUUCAAUUUGCAGUAGUAACCCAUAUUACUGACUGGAGCAAAAAUCGUUCUUAUGUUUCGCAUCUCUUAUGUAUUUUUAUGACGAAAAUUGAUACAUAAGAGACCUCUAGGCUUUUGAAUGUUCCACUGUGCUCUGCAUGAAUUUUUAAACCGUGAGUUCUAUUGUGAGGUAUUAACUUUAUCUUGUAAUAUCUUGACAUUUUAGCAAUAAAGAACUGUCUUAGGGUUCUAUAAAUUGGUCACUAAACGGCGUUAGUAUACGAGCACAUUCUAUUUUGUAUUUGUAUACGAGUAAGUCAAAGUUUGCGAAAGUAACGAUAGGUUAACAACUCACAUCUAGUGAAUUUAUUGUGUAUCCUGCACAAAACUGGACUUCCGAAAAAAGGCAAACAAUUUUUCUUCCGUACCGUACAUUAAACCUACACCUUUGCUCUUGUUUACGGCCGUAUCCUGCAUUCGUACGAAUCGGGAAGCACUAUUCUCAUAUUCGAAUGAACAAAAGGAAUCGAACGUUCGAAUUGAUUCGAACGAAAACAGGAAUACGAAUCGGCUUAACUUUCGAACGAAUAUUAUUCGAACGAAAACAAGAGUAAGGGUGCUAGUGUCGGAAGUAGUGCGCUGUAUAGCACGUCUCAUUUGUUAUACAGCGCACUACUUCCGACACUAGGUUUAAAAGAAACAACGUUUGCCAUUUUUUCGGAAGUCCAAUUUAGUGCUGGCGACACAAUAUAAAGGAAAUUUAAAACAUACGCUGUUGUUUUGCCCAUUUGAUUUUGUUGGCAGAAUACCAUCCACUUUCGUUCGAAAAACCAAUCCGUUCGAAAUGCAGAAUAGGGGCAUUUGUUCAACGUUUCCAUUUACCUAAGUGUAGGUAACCUAAUUCAUCUGGAUUCAAUUAAAGAAGAGUAUCAGUAGGAUAUAUCAGGCACAUAGCAGACGCUAGCUACAUUCCCCCAACUUUCUUUCCGUAGAGUAAACCAAAUAGUGUAGUUGUUUUCUUAAUCUAAAGUCAUUAUGAUACAUGACAUAAUGUCAUCAUGACACAUGGUCUAGCAAGCCUGCUGUCGUAGAUUCUAAUCUUGAAUCUUCUAAGAGGCUUUUAGAGUCAAUAGGAUCGUAGACCUACCCCUGCAGUUGUCCUGUACUCUAUCCGUUGGCUGCAAAGUUGGUCGUAUAAAAACAGACGAUCAAGCUCCAAACGCAAAGGCCCUCAAUGUCACCACAUCUCACUUCUUUCACGGAUCACUAUCCUUACAGUCGCCUCAUCUUACGGUGGCCAUUGGAUGUGCACAAUCGUCUUGGUUACCGAAGUGCACCAAGGCUUUGUUUUUUACAUUAUGCAAGUUAGUUGUUCGCAAUUGUUUUAGUGGUAUUAUUAGACGUCAGUUCCUAAAACGAUUGAUAUCUUUUCAAAUAUUAAUACACUGAUAUUAUAGGACAAAAGCCGUCUAAUUAUAGGACAAAAGACGUCUAAUCGACGUUAAAACUCGACAUGCACCGAACUUUACCAAAGCGCAUACCUUGUUAUAUUAAGUACUUCUUGUACUUAGUACUCAAAGAUGCUGAUUGCUUAGCCUGAAUAAAGCAAGUUGAAAACAGAAUUUAGCUCUUUUUACCAUUUUUGUUUGUUGAAUUUUACAUAAGAAAAGUCUACGUGGACAAAGGGGGGAAAGUCGAGUCAACGUUUUCGGUUAUUGUUAUUUUUUCAUGUCCCUUCUAUGUGCAUUUCACGAUUCGCAAUAUAUGUGUACAAAACGACCUCUCAUAGAUCUUCUCAUUUGGAAUAUUCGUGAGAAUUUGUGGCAAGUGUUGCAUGUCUUUUUCACUUUUUAAUAAAUUCCUAUUCUGCUUCACAAAUAGAAUAAGUUUUUAAAAAUAGCAGCACAUAGCGAAUACACUAAAAUUCUCAUACUCAAAAAAGCAUUUCUCGUGCGAUUAAGACUUGUUCGCGACAAAAUCUGGACACCUCAAUUUUGCAAUAAAACAAAUUUGCUAGAAGUUUAAUCCAUGAAAUAAUUUUAUAUCAUUUAUGUGUGUAUCGUUAAUAAUUAUCAAACAAAUUAACAUUACUUAUUUGGUCUGCAUGAAAAAUUGGCGAACUUUGUAGUUUACCCUUACCAUGAGGGUUAGUGCAGACUUGUUGGCAACCAAUUUAGCUGCGUUUGUCCAAGAUUUUCGAAAUUUAUCUACAGUUGUUGCUUGUUGUUUGUGCUGGGACAGCUCUCUCUUCACCAAAGCCCAAUACCGCUCGAUGGGGCUUAACUCUGGACAGUUAGGUGGAUUCGCCUCCUUCGGUACAAUAUGCACUUCAUUAGCAUCAUACCAUUCGAAAACAUCUUUGGCAUAGCGACAAAAUGACAAAACAGCGAGAAUACAUCAUGGCUGUGUAGGAACGGUAACAAUCGUUCCUGCAGGCAUUCUUCACGGUAUAUUUCAUUGUUAACCGUUCCCGUAGUAAUGUAACUUUUGCUUGCUCGACCACAGCUGCAAAUGGCCUGCCACACUAAAUAUUUUUUGAGGAACUUGGCUUUGUUCUUUGUUCUAAAAUACUCUGCAACGACAUUCCGUUACAUGGCAGUGUAAAAAGACAUACCAGGAAGCUGUUUAAAGUCUUCUAGGACAUACGUUUCAUCGUCCAUUUUAACGCGUGGAAACUUCGUUAAAUAUUCGCGAUAAAGCUUACGAGCGCGUGUUUUGGCCGUUGUAUUUUGCUUAUCAUUACGGUUUGACACAGUCCUCACCUUGAAAGAUUUCAUGCCUUGUCGUUGCUUAGAUAUGUGCACGAAUGUUGGCGACAUUGGUAAUGGUACGUACAGAAAGAUCUGGUCUCCUCCCUAAUAUUUGUUUUACCUUCGCAUCCUUGUGGUGGUUCCUCAGAUCCAUUUUUGUUCCAUUUCCCUUCGACCUAGCUGUUGUUAAGCGAGUAUCUAACGAUUUUUAAACACUGUGAACAGUGCUUGGAGGAAAUCCAAGCUUUUUGGCAAAUUUUCUUAACGAGAGAUCCGGAUUUUCAUUGCGACCGUACACAAUUUCUUUUCGCACCUGCUCUUCUUUCGACGCCAUUUUACGCUGAGCGCUUGUAAUAUAAACAAGUGUUAUAUUUUCAGAAAGAACAGACAUACGUCCACCACUCUGCAAAAUAUUUCACUCAUUGUUCAUGUAUUUCCAAAGCUGUGUGUGUUUAGGGGUGUCCAAAUUUUGUCGCGAACAAGCCUUACAUUCUUUACUUUUCUUUUGGAUAAUAGCUAUUUUCGGUUUAUUUUACUCCGAAAAACAAUUUUUAGAAAUCGUAAUACAAUCUUGUAAAUUACAUGAGCCGAGAAAAGUUUUUUGAGUAAUACACAGUACAGUAACGAAACCGUAUCGCAUGCUCAAUGGAAUGAUAUUUUUAGUGACAAGUUAUGAUUUUUUCAGUAUAAUCUAUUCAGAAACUAAAGACUUCGUUCAAUAACAAGGAAGCUCAUUUUUUCUGUCAAAAUUAAUGAGUUAAACGGUGAGUGGAAACAUCUAACGGAAAAUGAAGGCGUUUAACAAUAUUAAUCGUUAGAAUCGCUGAUGCAAACAUUAUAAAUGUGACAGCGUAAAUACUGGAAACAGGUUAUUACCUAGGAUUUAUUACAUUGUUUUUGAGUAUUUCAUUCGUAUUAAUGGAAAUCAUCUUAAAAAAUAGUUAAUAUCGUUUUCCAAAUUGUUGAUGCAAGUUUUUGGACCCCAAGCAUUUUUAACAUUAAAAGUCAUACCUUAUUUUAUUAUCUGAACCAAUGAACAGCUCAAACGUCAUCACGAACAAUGAUAAGUAGGGUAAUACAUUUAAGCAAAUUAUAUAAUCGAUAUAAAUUAGCCGCAUUAAUUUACUAUACAGUUUGUUAUUCAUUCGUAUCUAAGUUAGUAUAUCUGGAGAUUCAUUACAACGCGGAUCAUCAACGAAAUCUAGACGCUAUUGCAAAGCAAACACUACUGGUGCGUGGCGUAAAAUUGAAGUCAUUUGCGAUAGGAAAUUAUUAAAAGUACUGAGCGUAGAAAGGAACAAAUUUAAUUGGUGUUUCAAAAACACCUGCUUCAGUUAAUAUCGUAGUCUACAGUGAUUAAUACGAAAUUUAUAAGCGAAAAAAGAUUAUAUCACAUAUUGCUUGCUUUGGUUGUCUAUCCAAUAAUAUUUCAAUUUUAAUUAUUAAUAAUCAAUGAA